Molecule: messenger RNA, 700 nt
Organism: Monascus purpureus
Lineage: Eukaryota; Fungi; Ascomycota; Eurotiomycetes; Eurotiales; Aspergillaceae
Source: the annotation of a GenBank genome assembly
UCAAAUUCAAUCAAUAAUAAUAUCAUUGAACUCCAAGACCACAGACAGAAUGGUCCGGCAACUAAAACACCACGAGAAAAAACUCCUCCGAAAAGUAGACCUCCACACCUACAAAUCCGACGCCUCCCACCGCGAACACCACAUCCGCCAACGCUACCACCUCCAAAAUGAUCGCGACUACAAGAAAUACAACGCCCUCUGCGGCUCCCUCCGGCAGCUCGCACAUAAGCUGUCUGAACUAGACCCGGACUCUGAUCCGGUGCGGAAGAAGAUCGAGUCCGAGGUACUUGAUAAGCUAUGGCGCAUGGGGAUACUCAAGCAGAGUCGCGAGCAAGGAGCUGGAUUGAGUAAGGUCGAGAGGGAGGUGACUGUGUCCGCGUUCUGUAGGAGGAGACUUGCGGUGCAUUUGGUUAGGUGUGGGAUGGUGGAGACUGUUAAGGCUGCUACCACCUUCGUCGAACAAGGUCAUGUUCGUGUCGGUCCGGAGGUUAUUACUGAUCCUGCCUAUCUCGUGCCGCGCAAUAUGGAGGAUUACGUGACGUGGGUCGAUUCCAGUAAGAUCAAGCGCAAUAUCAUGCGCUAUCGCGAUAAACUGGACGAUUUCGAUCUUUUGUAGGAUUUGGGUUUCGGUGCAUUUGUUCCUCUUGUAUACCCUGUUAUGCAUGGUUGAUUUAUAUGUCUAUGUACUACUUUCACGCAC